Messenger RNA from Meriones unguiculatus (Mongolian gerbil), 10552 nucleotides. It is a transcript of the gene Bahcc1, whose product is annotated as BAH domain and coiled-coil containing 1. Gene Ontology annotation, molecular function: chromatin binding. The record is from RefSeq and is a predicted model, not a curated record. Lineage: Eukaryota; Metazoa; Chordata; Mammalia; Rodentia; Muridae. The coding region runs from base 412 to 8274 and encodes 2620 amino acids. The transcript has 28 exons.
UGGCUCGCCGCGCCGGGCUGCAGGUUUGAGAGCCGCUCUGGAUGGGCUCGCUAGAGUCGUUGUUGUGGAAGCCGAGCACUCACAGUGCAACAGUCAGCACAUUGAAAAUACCAAUAGGAAUACAAACCAAAGUCACAUUUACUGAUUUAAUUGUAUUGCACUCACUUGUAUCCAGGAAACAGCCUCCAACCAUGGACCUGCACGGCGGCCGCCGGCCCGGAGCGCGGCCGCCCGCCGAGAAGCCCGGGCCGCCGGCGUGCUGACCGGCCCCGCCGCUCGCGCCCCCGGAGCCCCCCGCCGCCGCCGCCCGCGCGCCGCCCGCGCGCCGCCCGCGCCCCGAGCCGCCCCCGGGCCCCGGCCGCGCUGCUUGCCGGAGGAGGCGGCGGCGGCGGGCCGGGGCCGGGGCCCGGCAUGGAUGGCCGAGACUUCGCGCCGCCGCCGCAUCUGCUGUCGGAGCGCGGAAGCCUGGGCCACCGCGGCGCCGCGCGCCUCGCCCCCGCCGGGCCCGCCGCGCAGCCGGCCGCGCCUUUCCAGCCGGGGAAGUACUUCCCGUCGCCGCUGCCGAUGGCUUCGCACGCAGCCAGCAGCCGUCUGAUGGGAAACCCUCCGGCCUCCUCCUUCAUGGGCAGCUUCCUCACUGGCAGCCUGGGCCCAGCAGCCUCUGCACACGCCAGUGGCCCCACGUCCUCUCCCUCUGAAACAGCCUACCGAGGAUCCCACCCCGCCACCUCCCAGAUCUGGUUCUCCCACUCCCAUGAAGCUCCUGCGUACCCCAGAUUUUCGGGGAGUCUGGCAUCUACCUUCCUACCCGUGAGCCACUUGGAUCACCAUGGAAACAGCAAUGUUCUCUAUGGGCAACAUCGUUUCUAUGGAACCCAAAAAGAUAACUUCUACCUGCGCAACCUGCCCCCACAGCCUGCCAUCCUCCCUGCCAACCACAACUUUCCUGGAGUGCCCAGAGCUGCCCCUGCCCAUCCCAUCGGCUCCUGUAGCCGGGACCGCGUAGAGGCCGCCCCCCUGCAGAAGGGUCCUAAGGAGUUUGACCGUUUCCUCAUGGGUAAAGAGCUGGGCAAAGAGAAAGCCGGCAAGGUAGCAGAAGGCAGGGAGCGGCCAGCCCCGGAGGAAGACAGCAGCAAAGACAGACAAAAGCUGGUGCCGCCCAUGCCCGCUGAUGGGCCCUGCAAGGAGGCGGGCCCGGCACCCCGGGGGUCCUGUGAGGGCCGCCCCAAACACCUCACCUCCUGCCUGCUCAACACCAAGGUCCUCAACGGGGACAUGGGCAAAGCCUCCCUGGCCAGCUGUGCAGGGAGCAUGCUGGGCCGGCCCAGCACAGGCGCAGCAGCGCCUGGACGCUGCGCCAAGGGCGUGGCAGGACCCGCGGAGCCUGGGCCAGCCCUCAGCGAGUGCCUGGAGCGCCGGCAGAUGCUGCACCACUCUGUGGCCCACACAGUGCCCUCUGGCCUGCCCACCGGGCCGCCCCCGCCCCUCAACACAGGCCCUGCAGCCUCCUUCCCCUGUCUGCAGCUGCAUGCAGGUCCAGAUGGGCUCUGUCCCCUGCAGGACAAAGUCUCCCGGGACCUAAAGGCCAGCGGGCCCACCUUUGUGCCUUCUGUGGGACAUCUGGCCGACAAGAGCCGCCCUUUCCAAGUAGCGGAGGCCUGUGCUGUGGCAGGUGAUGGCAAGGACCGGCAUCUGGACGGGGCCGUGGCCCCUGACCAUGGUGCACCCUAUGGAGUCUCCUAUGCCCACCUAAAGGCCGAGGGCAAGGGCGACCGGCGAUCUGGGGGCUUUGAGGCAGCCCUCCACCCCCGGCUGAAGGGUCUAGAGUAUCUUAGUGCAGGCCCCGACGCGCCCUUCCCUGGACUUCCUAAAGGCGGUCUGGACAGAAGCGGCUACUUCGAGUUGCCCACUCCUGCACAGGACUGUGCCGGGCCCAAUCACCAAGACCCACUUGGUGGGAAGGCCACCCAGGCCUGCUGCACUUUAGACAAAGCUGCCAGCAAAGAGGCCCCUGCUGGCCCUCCAGGGGCGCAGAAGGUGGCCCGGAUCCGCCAUCAGCAGCACUUGGUGGCGCCUGAGGUAGAGGCAGGAGGCGGUGGGGUUGAGACUAAACGCAAGUCUGUGGAACUGGCAUCUCUGGGUUAUAGCGUGCCCCAUAUGUCGCCAUGGGGUGUUCAGACAGGCCACGGCGCCUCCAUGGCCAUUGGCGAGGAACGGAAGGGCAGUGCCUACCUCGACCCCUUUGGAAGCGGCCUACAGCAGGCAGCCCUCCUCACGCAGGAGCUGUCCACUCCGCCAGACGAGGUCUCAGCCAUGAAGAACCUGCUCAAGUACAGCAACCAAGCCCUGGUUGUGGGCCAGAAGGCUCCAUUUGUGGGCCUGGGUGGCCUCAAAGCCAGCUGUGUCCAGCAGGAAGCCAAGUUCCCCUCUGCGAAGGGCCCAGGCCCAGUGGAGAGGCCCGACUGCGCCCGCAGCCGAGAGCACGAGGCCCCACACGGAGACGGAGAGGUGCGGCAGCCGCCUGUGGGCAUCGCAGUGGCCUUGGCCCGGCAGAAGGACACAGUGAGCCGAGCCGACGCGGCCUACAGUACCAACAGUGGGCGGCAGGGCAGGGCCGCUCCCGCCUUCAAAGCUGCGGGAGGACCUCGAGCCCCCCAUGCCCUGGACCUGGAGGGUGAGGAGGACAGGACACGGGUGUGUGACGAGCACCUGGGGCUGCCUGGACGGGAGCUGCUGAUACAAGACAACAAAGACCUCGUGGAGUUUGCCCGGAUCCACCCUUCCAGCAGCUGCCCCGGAGACCUGGCCCCCCACCUCAUGAUGCAAGGCAGCCAGCUGAGCGGGGACCCAGCCCCGCACCCCCACCCUGCGCACCCCCACUGGCUGCCCCGCACCCGAAGUCCCUCCUUGUGGAUGGGGGGACAUUCCUAUGGCCUCGGACACCCUGCCCUGCACCAGAACCUGCCCCCUGGCUUCCCAGCGUCUGUUCCCGGCUCCAUGCCCUCAGUGUUCCCCCUCCCCCAAGACGCACCUGCGCAGCUAGUCAUCUUGCCCUCAGAAACUGCACCCCACGCUAACCCUCACACCCUUGCUGAGGUUAUGGACCAGGCCUCACUGUGGCCCCCCAUGUAUGGGGCCCGGGGUCCUGCCUCCCACAUGCAGCAUCCUGGCCAGCUCCCUGUGUACUCGAGGUCCCAGCUGCUUCGGCAGCAAGAGCUGUACACACUGCAGCAGCAGCAGCAACAGCAGCAGCAGCAGCAGCAGCAGCAGCAGCAGCAGCAGCAGCAGCAGCAACGGACCACUCAGGCUCUGGAGCUACAGCGAGCUGCCCAGUUCCAGCAGCGCAAGCCUGAGGACCGCCACAUGGAGCUGGAGGAGCCUGCGCAGGAGAAGGCCCCAAAGCCCACCCACAAGCCAGUUGCCUUAACCCCCAUGGCCAAGGGCACCCCCUCAUCUGCCAGUGCAGGCCUGGUCAAGCUGUCACCCUGCUGCCGUUCACCCUCUCUGAAGACCCCUGCUGGCUGCCCCACACCGCCACCUCGUCCCAGUGCUCCCUGCACUUUAUCCAUCUGCCCUGCUGUCAGCCCAGGGCCUGGCUCCAAGGUGCCUAGCACCAAGGACAAGAGUGGGGAGGGCCAGCGGGCUGGAACCAACCUUACCACGCUGGAACCAGAACUGCCUCCAGGACUGAACCCCACGGCUGGCGUGGACUUCUCCCUCCCCUCAGACCUGCACUCCUCUGACCUCCCAGACCCCAAAACUAUGCAAACCACUACCCCAGGGACUCGGCCUGAGCCCGCAAGGACGUUCUUGCCUGGGGAGCCACCCCCCUGCAGCCCCAGAAGCCUGGAGGAGCCUGGGCUCUCUAGGGCCAGGGAGGCCGCCCCGGACCUCGCCAUCGUCCCCCACCCUGCUGAGCGGGGACUCCCACUAGGGAAGGCAGAGGACCCCGGCCCACUUGAGGGGUUACAAGCACUGAGAUUUGGAGGCCUCCUCGAGGGAGGGGACACUGAGGCUACUGGCCAGACUAAUUCUACUCAGGGAGGGAUGCAGAAUGAGAGGACCGUGGACCUGGGGACCCCACAGCCCCCUUUGGGGGCUGCCCCUCAAGCACUGGAACAGGGAGCAGGGAGCCCCGUUGCCCUGGACAAUGAUGAAGGUUCACAGAAGGCCCCUGAUGCGGCCCAGCUGGAGGAGGAAGCCCAGCUGGAGGAGAGUGGGGGGGACUCAGAGAUGGACUGGGGGACUCCCAACCCCAGCCACCCACCCAAAGCGCUACCAGGCUUGGAUGCCUUGGUGGCUGCCACUGUGGACCUAGGGGACCUGCCUGACAUCAGCCUGCCGGACUCUCAGACCCCAGCAGCCUCCGGGCCACUCAGCACGGCCCCUCUGCCCCGUAGCUCAGGGAUUCAUGGGAUUGCCCUGCUCAGCGAGCUGGCUGAUCUGGAGAUCCAGCGGCAGAAGAGCGAGCUGGCCACGCAAGCAGAGGAUGAGGAUGUGCUAGCCUUCAACCUACAGCACCUGGCCACACUGGCCACGGCCUGGUCCCUGGCGGAGGCUGCUAGCCUGGACAGCCCAGUCACUUCACUGCAGGCCCCAGCGGCUGACCCGGACAGAGGCCCCAGGCUCACCCCUAGAAUGCAGAUCCUGCAGCGCAAGGAUACCUGGGCCCCUAAAACCAAGCCUGUUUGUCCCCUGAAGGCUGCCAUCGAGCGGCUGGACACGCAGGAAGUGGAGAUGCGCAUGCAGCUGGCGGAGCUGCAGAGGCAAUACAAGGAGAAGCAGCGGGAGCUGGCGCGCCUGCAGCGCAGGCAUGACCAUGAGAGGGAGGAAAGCUCACGGAGUCCCGCACGGCGGGGGCCUGGCAGGCCUCGGAAGCGCAAACACUCCAGCUCACUGCCCCCGCUGCGUCCCGGCGGCCAGCUCGCCAGAAGUGAUGGCAAGAAAGCCAAGGCUGUUCGUGCCAGCCUGAGUCUGCUGUGUGCGGAGCUACGCGGCGAUGAGCCCACAAGGAAGCGAAGCAAACUGGAAAAGAGUGCCUACACAGGCCUACAGGCGGCCUCUGCGGGAAAGGUGCGGUGCAAGAACAGUGGCCAGGCCGAGCUGUCUUCCUCAGCUGCCCACAAGGUGGCCCAGUUGAAGCCAAAGGUCAAGAGCCAGGGGCUGCCCACCGGCCUCAGUGCCUUCCAGCACAAAGAGGCCGCCCCCGGUGGGCGCAUCCGCAAGAAGCUCUCCAGGGCCAAGAGUGGCAGAGUGGCGGGGGCAGCUCGGCAUCCACACCCCGAUGCGGACGGUGGCAGGGAGACGCCCAAGUUCCAAGCCCAGCCAGCAGUGGCUGUGGCCCAUGAGGCAGGCAACGGCUAUGACAGUGAGGACUGCCAGGCACUCCUGGGGACAGAGGUGGCUCCCAGGGAGCCUGGGCUGGUGUUGCACCCAGGGGCUGGUGUGGCAGUGUUGGGACCCUCCCCUUCCUCCGUGGUCAAGAUGGAAGCUAACCAGAAGGCCAAGAAGAAAAAGGAGAGGCAGGGCUUGCUAGGACCCUGCCGCCUGUCCAGCCCUGAGGGCGAGGUCAAGAUCAAGAGACGGACAGUAAAAAGCAAGGUGGGCCCCAAGCUGGAGCGGGCACCAGGGCGGCGGCCUCCAGGUGCUCCUGGCAAGAGGAAAGCCAAGGGCAAGGCGAAAAGUAGCCUUCGAGCAGAGCCUGGGACUGCCACCAGCAGAGAUGCCCUUUUCAGCCCCACCCGGACCUUUUCCUGCCGAGAGGAAGGCAGCAAACUUGCCAGUGAGCGCCUCAAGAGAGCCACACGCAAGAGCGCCAUGUUGCAGCCAGUCCUGAGGAGGAAGAAUGGGGCCUUGUCCAUCGCUCUGUCAGCCCGCAAUGCCAAGGCCAUCCUGGGAAAGAGCAGGAAGCUGACGAAGGUGAAGAGAGAGACGGUCAGCAAGCAGGGCCAGGGCCGAGCCGUGAGCCGGCUGCUGGAGAGCUUCGCUGUAGAGGAGGACUUUGAGUUUGACGACAGCAGCUUCUCGGACGAGGAAGAGGAAGAAGAGGAAGGCAGCGUCCAGCUGAGCGCAGAGCAGAGUGCCGCCCUGGCGCGUUCCUGCACCAUCCACAAGGAGGACCUUCAGGACGGACUGCCUGUGCUGAUCCCGAAGGAGGACAGUCUGCUGUACGCGGGCAGCGUCAGGACCCUGCAGCCCCCCGAUAUCUACAGCAUCGUCAUAGAGGGCGAGAGAGGCAACCGGCAGAGGAUCUACUCACUGGAGCAGCUGCUGCAGGAGGCGGUUCUUGAUGUCCGGCCACAGUCCAGCCGGUACCUCCCACCCGGUACUCGGGUCUGUGCCUACUGGAGUCCAAAGUCUCGGUGUCUGUAUCCAGGCAAUGUGGUUCGAGGUGCUUCUAGCGAUGAAGAAGAGGGCCUGGAUUCGGUGGUGGUUGAGUUUGACGAUGGAGACACGGGCCACAUAGCCGUCUCUAAUAUCAGGCUGCUGCCUCCGGACUUCAAGAUCCAGUGCACAGAGCCCUCUCCGGCCCUGCUGGUGUCCAGCAGCUGCCGGAGGACCAAAAAGGCAUCCAGUGAGACCCCCACGCCCAGCGAAGCCCCCACUCCCAGCCUGUCCCCGAAAGUGCAGGAUGGCCCUGAAACUUCCAAGACCCCUGGGAAGAAAUCCAUCGGCAAAGACAAAGCCGGCAAAGUUGACCUCCUGACCUCAGGUGCCAAGUCCCCCUCGGGGGCCUCUGACCACUUCCUAGGCCGCAGGGGCAGCCCCCUGCUGAGCUGGUCGGCAGUGGCUCAGACCAGGCGGAAAGCGGUGGCUGCGGCAGCGGCAGGCGGCAAAGCUCCAGGGGUGCUGCAGAACCUCUUCCAGCUCAACGGGGGCACCAAGAAGCUGCGGGCCCGGGAAACCCUGUUUCCCAUGCACGGCAUGGCCACCCCUGUGUUUGGUAACAGCUUCCGAGCGGACUCCUUCAGCAGCCUGGCCAGCUCCUACACGCCUUUCGUUGGAGGGGCUGGGGCAGGCCUGCCCGGCGGGGCCCACAAGCUGCUCCGGGCCGAGAAGGCCGGGCGGCGGCGGGCAGGCAGCGAGUUUCUGGUUAAGUUGGACCACGAGGGUGUGACCUCCCCCAAGAACAAAAACUGCAAGACUCUGCUUAUGAGCGACAAGGACUUCGGAGCCAAGCUGGGCCGGCCUCUGGCCAGCCCCAGUUACACACACCCGGCCCUCAUGGGCAAGGACAAGAAGGGGCGGGCGCCUGUGCACCCGCUACCCAUGGGACUGGCCCUGCGCAAGUACCCGCUGCCGUGUGACAGCGACUGCCCCAGCUCCUACUCCGAGGAGGACGAGGACGGCCCGGGGCUGGCCGCCGGCGUGCCCUCCCGCUUCCUCACCCGCCUCUCCAUGUCGUCGUCGUCCUCCGGCUCGUCCACGUCCUCCUCCUCAGGCUCCAUGUCCACCUCCAGCCUCUGCUCGUCGGACAAUGAGGACUCCUCCUACAGCUCCGACGACGAGGACCCCGCCCUGCUGCUGCAGACUUGCCUCUCGCGCCCCGUGCCGGCGCUCCUGGCUCCCCCCGAGGCCCUGCGCUCCAAGGGCGGCGCCCACGCCCACGCCCAGCGCUGCUUCCUGUCCAGGGCUGGGGUGGCCGGGGCAGGGGCAGGGGCUGGCCCCAGUGGUGGUAAAUCCAAGUUCAAGCGCAAGGAGGCCCUGAGCUUCUCCAAAGCCAAAGAGCUUUCUCGGAGGCAACGGCUGCCCUCCGUAGAAAACCGGCCAAAGAUCUCAGCCUUCCUGCCUGCCCGGCAGCUCUGGAAAUGGUCUGGAAACCCCACACAGAGACGAGGCAUGAAGGGGAAGGCCAGGAAGCUGUUCUACAAGGCCAUCGUCCGAGGCAAGGAGACGCUGCGUGUCGGGGACUGCGCCGUCUUCCUGUCGGCCGGACGCCCCAACCUGCCCUACAUUGGGCGCAUCGAGAGCUUGUGGGAGUCGUGGGGCAGCAACAUGGUGGUGAAGGUGAAAUGGUUCUACCACCCCGAGGAGACCAACCUGGGGAAGCGGCAGAGCGACGGGAAGAACGCACUGUACCAGUCCUGCCACGAGGACGAGAACGACGUGCAGACCAUUUCUCACAAGUGCCAGGUGGUGGGGCGGGAGCAGUACGAGCAGAUGAUGCGCGGCCGCAAGUACCAGGACCGGCAGGACCUCUAUUACCUGGCGGGCACCUACGAUCCCACCACUGGGCGCCUGGUGACGGCGGAAGGGGUGCCUAUCCUGUGUUGAGCUGCCUCCGCCUCUGCCCACGCCGUCCAUAGUUGCAGCCAAGAGGUUGUCUGGCCGGGAGCUGGUCUGAGCGAAUAUGCGGCCCCCGAGGCGGGGUCAGGCUUCUCUUGAAGUUCUCUGGACCCCAGGCCCAUCCCAGCCACUCCGGAGGGAGGGCCGGGCUGGUCCCACUGGACUGGCUGCUCUGCUGCUUCGCCGCGUUCUCGAGAGAUUAGAAUCCAAGCCAUAUUUCCCUAGUACCUCCGACUGUCUCCCGCCAGGGAAAGCAGAAAUCAGGUGUGUUGUCUAUUUAUUUCUCUAUGUAAAUAUUGUAUUUCUGUGGGGAAGUUUUAUGGGGGGAAAAAGUGGAAAAGGAUUUUUCCCACCUAUGUGACAAGGGUGUGUGUGUGUGUGUGUGUGUGUGUGUGUGUGUGUGUAUGUGUAUGUGUGUGUGUGUGUGUGCGUGUGCGUGCGUGUAGGGGUUUUGUCCUGGGGUUUUCUUUGGAAAUGCACUGUUCUCAGCCUAGUUGAAUUCCAACAGGGGCACCUGUGACUGCAGAGGCUGCUGGAAUGGGGGCGAGGCCAAAGGCCAUGGGAUGGUCACAUGAGGCCCAGUCAUAUCCUCAGUCCCUUGGGGGCCAACUGUGUGAAGGAAAUUACAUCCGGUUUAUUUCCUUCCAGUUCAUCCCAUACAUAAAAGCCCUGGGGUGGGGUCAGUGAUGGUGUCCCCUGGAAGGACAGGGGUCCCAGCCGCAAGAGGCCUGCAAGCCAGGACCGGCCUGCCCCACCCCCAGCCCGGGAUACGGCAGCAGCCAUAUGUAUCUUACCUCUGUUUAAAACAAAACAAACGAACAAAUAUUUUGAAGUAUCAAUGAGAAAAAUGGAUGUUUAGAUUUUCUUUCCUGAAUAUUCCAAGCUAUUUCUGGUUUCCGUUUCCGUGGCCAGUUUGUUGCAGGGAGAGAAGCCUGACCGCACUCAAGCAGGGUGUAGUCGGCCCCCGUCCCUUGUGUCCCCACCGGUCCCUUAUCCUCCAGGGUGACAACUGCCCCUCAAGAGCAGCAGGGCUUCCCCAAUGGUGCAGCUGGCCAGGUCUCUAUCUGGGCCAGCAUUUGGGGCCCGCCUGGGGCUGGUCCACAGUCCUGCAUGCGCAUCUCCUCACCACAAGCCGCCCCUCUCCCCACCAGACGCUUUCCCUGGGACCGCACCUCCUCUGCUGACCUCAAGUGUGGAUGGUGGUAAGGCGGAGCCAGAGGCGCUAGAAUCAGAACAGUAGGAGGCAGGUGCUGCUCACCCGAGGGGAGAGGCCCCUUCGGCUCCGCUUCUUUCAAUCUAGACCCUGGUCCUGGGGCUCCUCUGCCCACCCCACCCCCAAACAGUUUCUGGACCUUUUUUAUAGCAGAUGGCAUGGCAGGCUCAUGCAUGGAGUAUACAGCAAGGGUCCCUUCUGGCCUCUUGUACCCACAUCCUGGCCCCAUGUGCCAGGAGAGCUCAGCAGCCCUCACUUUUCCCGUGUUACAGAGAGCAGGCCAGUCCCAUGGACCAAAGGCCUUUGUCCUCAGAAAUACCUUGUGGUACACAUGCUCCCCAGUGCCUCACCAGGCCACAGCUUUCCAGGAAGUAAGGAGUAUUGAUGGGCAUCCAACCCUAACUGGGACCCCUCAGCGUCUCUUCUUUUGCUCAGGCCCGCCAGGAGUCUGUCCUGGUCCCAGGGACUCUCAGUAGUUGCUCAAAGGGCCACUCUUUGGCCUACAGGAUAACCAAGGGUACCCAUUCCUGGCUGUCUCACCACCCUGAGGCUUUCUGUUCUUCACAUGAGUGCAAUAUUUCAUUCCUGGUGGUCGCUGGAGGAGACGGCCACCAAGGUCCUGCUCACAGCUAGGGAAGCAGGAGGACGCUGGGUGAAGGGCCAGGGCUGGCGCUAGGAAGGCUGCUGGGAAGCUGGUGCCCAGAAGUAAGGCUGCUCUGUGGGCUGCCUUCUGGAUGUUUCUCUCUCCCUCUGCUGAGCUGUCCUAUUUACCUGUCUUCAUCUUUAUCCCCCCGUUUUCCUUCUUUCUGUGUGUGCACGCAAAUGGCGUGACCCCCUCCUCCCCGCUGCGGCUAACCGUGGUAAAAGCACGAUUCUUGUAAAUGUGUAACUAAGAGGCUGGUUGAAUUUUUUUUUUCAAUGUAAACACUAAAUACAAAACAAACAAAAAAAAAAACACGAAGGUUUUAUGAACAGCAAACUCUAUGUAAAGGCAUUUUAGUAUUAAAUUUUUUAUUGAUAACUUGCUUAAGAAUAAAUAUAUGAACUAUUGUA